UGGGACGCUGAGAAAAGAAAGAGAAGUCAGAGCUAGAGCUCAUGAUUUUUUAGUAUCUAACCAAAAAAAAAAAAAAAAAAAAAGGCGCAACAGAAAGGCGUAGCGAAUUCCGCACGGUUUGCAGUUUGGAUGCCUAAGCUUCACCACGGACUUUUACUGCCUCUUUGGAAAUGUAGUUGCAGUCUAGAGGGAAUCUCAAGAAGGCAUUUGUUCUCACUAGUUGAUGAGAGAAGUGAAAGCCGUUGAGGCUCCGUUUCCUGUGUUUGCCAGCGCGCUGCAGCUGGGCUGAAGAAGCCCCGCAAGGCUGCCGAGCACCGGUCCUCCUUCCCCGCUUCAAACCACAGCCAGUCCGCUGCCAGUCCGCUGCCAAAGUCGGUGGAAGAAGAAAAAAAAUCAGAAUGUGCGACCUGAUGCCAGCCUCCCAGCCCGCGGAGAAAAUCGGCAAAAUGAAAAAGUUGAGGAGAACUUUGUCUGAGAGUUUCAGGAGUAUCGCUUUCAAGAAAGAGGACAGCGGCUUUGAUGAGAUAUGUGUCACGAAGAUGUCCACACGCAGCUGUCAGGGAACAGACUCGGUCAUCAAGCCCCUGGACACCAUCCCUGAGGACAAGAAGGUGAGAGUUCAGCGCACGCAGAGUGGCUUCGACCCAUUUGAGAAGCCCGCCAGCCAGGUGAAGAGAGUCCACUCUGAGAACAAUGCCUGCAUCAACGCCAAGAGCUCAUCUGCCGGCAAAGAGUCGCCCAAACUGCGCCGGCACUCCAGCCCUAGUUCUCCCACAAGCCCCAAAUUUGGAAAGGCAGAUUCCUAUGAAAAGCUGGAGAAGCUGGGAGAAGGUUCAUAUGCUACAGUUUACAAAGGAAAGAGCAAGGUGAAUGGGAAACUAGUGGCUCUGAAGGUAAUUCGUCUGCAAGAGGAGGAAGGAACGCCCUUCACAGCCAUAAGGGAAGCAUCUCUUCUGAAAGGCCUGAAGCAUGCCAACAUCGUGCUCCUCCAUGACAUCAUCCACACCAAGGAAACCCUGACUCUGGUCUUUGAAUAUGUGCACACAGACCUGUGCCAGUACAUGGAUAAACACCCUGGGGGACUCCAUCCAGACAAUGUGAAGCUCUUCCUGUUCCAGCUGCUGAGAGGCCUGUCCUACAUCCACCAGAGGUACAUCCUUCAUCGUGACCUGAAACCACAAAAUCUGCUCAUCAGCGACACUGGAGAGCUCAAACUCGCUGACUUUGGCCUGGCCAGGGCCAAGUCGGUCCCCAGCCAUACCUACUCCAAUGAGGUGGUGACCCUGUGGUACCGGCCUCCAGAUGUCCUGCUGGGAUCCACGGACUACUCCACCUGUCUGGACAUGUGGGGAGUGGGCUGCAUUUUCAUUGAGAUGAUCCAAGGAGUGGCUGCCUUUCCUGGGAUGAAGGACAUUCAGGACCAGCUGGAGAGGAUAUUCCUGGUCCUUGGUACUCCAUCUGAGGAUACGUGGCCCGGUGUUAACUCCCUGCCUCAUUUUAAACCAGACCGCUUUACAGUGUACAGCGCCAAGAAGCUCAGACAAGCUUGGAAUAAGUUGGGCUACGUAGACCACGCUGAGGAGUUGGCCUCCAGGUUCCUCCAGUGCUUCCCAAAGAACCGGCUGUCAGCCCAGGCAGCGCUGAACCACGAAUACUUCAGCAACCUUCCUCCACGGCUCUGGGAGCUGCAGGACAUGUCUUCUAUCUUCACCGUACCAAAUGUCAAGCUGCAGUCUGAGAGUGGGGACAGCAUACAGGUGUGUGCACGAAGGAACAGUCAUGGAAAGGCAUCCUCUGGCAGCAAACACUGACCUGAGGCAGCAUCCUGCACAUGACUGCCUGACAGGUGGCUGUCGUGAAAAAAAGGUGAAGACAAAGAUGCUGACAUUGAGGAUCCAGACAAAUGAAAGAGCCCCAGUUCUCUUUAUUUAUUACCUUCACAAUAUGUGUGUGUGUGUGUGUGUGUGUGUGUGUGUGUGUGUGUGUGUGUGUGUGUGUGUGUGUGUGUGUGUGUGUGUGUGUGCGUGCGUGCGUGCAUGUGUGUGCGUGUGUCUGUGUGCACAUGACAGAGAGUGAGCGUUGAACAAGUGUGUAUUAUGAACGGUACCUAAGAUUUCAGGCUAUCAUUUGCAAAUUUUGUUUACUUUUUAUAAGGUUCCAAUAACUCCUAUAUCAUUGUCACAGUAUAAACAAAAGGACUUUACUAUUGGUACAUAUGGUGUUUUGUGUUUGUAACUAGCCUCCUAUUUAAGAAUGUAUAUUUGUAUGUAUGAUAUACUCAUCUAGAAACUAUAUAAUGGACAGUUUUAAUAUUGCUUCACCCUCUCACCACUAUACUGCUUUUGCCAAGACACAAAACUCAGCAAACACAAAGGAGACACGCACAUGAGCAAAAACACAUCUAUAAAACAGAAAAGAUCAAAGAAGACAAUGAAUCCUAAAGAGUCAGUUUUCCAUCUUUUUUCUAAACAGGUUCAAGUCAGAUUUGUGCAACUGUAGACAAUAAUAAUAAUAAUAAUAAUGAUGAUGACGGAGGGCUUUCAGGUGAUGUAACACAUCCUCUGGCAGCCAUAUUGGAGGUCCUCAGUUCUUUGAUGCCUGAGAGCAGCUAUUGUUUUAAACAUACAACUCAGCUGACUCAGCAGUCACAGCAUGUUUACUUUGCAUCUGCUUUAAAGGUUGAACUUCUUAUUAAAUGACUGGUAUAUGUGUUAACUGUUGUAAUUGUCGGUUAACUGUUGCCAUUUUGGCAUCAACAAAUCUCAUGUAAACACUGCGGCACAUAUCUUGUAGGUAGCAGUAAAUAGCAGCUAGUUGUUGUGUAUGAACAUAUUGAUCUUUUUCCCGAUAUUCAUCUUUCCCUCCUAAUUUGCCAGCUGAAGUGGGUUGUGGGUUGACCACGUGUAAAUGCGUUUCUUUUACAGCCUUAUUUUGGAAGUUCUGAUCAUCAUUCCCAUCCAUUAUCUAAGCAUUUUAACAAAUGUUGCAAUUAAUUGACUGUACUGUAAAACUGUGUGCAGUCACAUUACAGGUCAAAGGAAGAAGUGGCUUACUGUGGACAUUUUGUUCAACUUUGGGCUUGAUUGAAGUAUAGGUCUGCACAGUGUAUUACUGGGAGUAGGGAGGUGUAGACAUCAAUGGCGUACACUUUUUAUGAUCAUACUUUGCAGUGCUGAAAUUAAAAUUGCAUCCAAAAGGCAUUUCUCUCAUUGAAAACCAUCUCAAAAUCUGUAAAACAACAAUUCUGUUUUCGUGAAAUAUGGUUAAAAUUAGCACCACAUUUGGAUGGAAACUUGCAAAAGCUAUUUUUAUUUGUGACAUCAUAGCUCAAGGAAAAGUACACUAAUGUGCAUAUGUGCAGUGUGCAGGGCCACAAAGUGCAAAAAAAAGAAAAGCAUUUUGUCACAUUCACUGGGUUAGCAAUUGGUAACCAUUUCAUUGUAAUGCAUGCACUGGCUAAUCGUGCACACAUUUGCCGCCAUUUUCACUUCAAAAUUAUAAUCUAAUUUAUACCUGGAUUGAAGUAUUCGUACUCUAGUAUAGUGGUGCUUAUUCUGGAUUUACGAUAUAUAUUUGGCAUCAAAAUUAGAGUUAGUCAAAGGUUAUCGUAAUGCCUGAGAAAGAUGGUGAACACUCCCAAAGUAAGGCCCUGGUUUUAGGAAAAUCCAGAUGACAAUGAGUCUCCUUUAAUUUUCCGGUGGACCUCCAUGAUGGAACCAGAUCUGGCUAAUAGGAAUUUUGUGUUGCAGCUUGAAAAGCCUGUCUGACACAAAUGAUCUCUGGUGGAGAUGCUGACGGUGUAAACAGAACACAACAGGGACAGCACCAACUGGUGUGCAUAAGAAUAUAGAUGCAAUACGUGAUUGUCAACAUCUGUGUGCCUGAUGGAAUCGUAUGCUAGUGUGUGUGAGUGUAUCUAACAUGGGCAAUAGCUAAGCAUUGGUGCUUCCAUCCAUGUAUAUGAGCUAAUGUACAAAAGAUAAGACACCAAGGCAAUAGGCUGUGCAGCCUGUUGUUGUUCCAGCCCACGACAAUCCUCAUUUCUCUUUAUCUGAUACCAUCAAAAGAUCUGCAAUAUCAGAAACAGAUGAUCUGUGUCAAACCUGCAACUUGUUCAAUUCCUGAGUCAAAUGUUGCGAUUGAUCUGGAGCUUUAGUUAUCUGACAAAUUAGGUGAGUGUAGGGAUGAAUGAUUUGCAGUGUGUGUGUGUGUGUGUGUGCUGUUUGUGUAUUGUAGUUGGUGAAGAACUUUGAUCCGUCCCUAUACCACCAGCAUAUGCUCUCAUAUGCAGAGACCGUCCCCAUAUGUGUGCCCCUAAAGAUGAUACAUGUUCUAAUGUUUGGGAAAUUGUUAUGACACCAUGACCAACGUCAGCUGUAUAAUGUAGUCUCAUCUGCAAAGAUGUUUAUAAUGGGUUUGGUCUUUUUUUUGAUGUUUUGUGUGAAGAUAUCUGAAUAUUACAGCUUAGACGUAUGGUGAUAAUUGUGAAGUACUAUCAAUACAAUGACUUCCUCUUUAUCAGUCAGUUUGGAAAUAACUGAAAGAAUAUUAUUGGCCCUGCACUGUUGUUUAGCCAAAAAAAAAAAAAGAUGAGGCUGCAAAUCAGAUGCCAUGGAGAAAUAGAAGCUGUGGAUACUUACAGUAUCAUGUCACUCCACGGCCUCAGAAACUCACACACACAAACACAUACACACAUAUUAUAGAUGUCUUGCCUGCUGGGAUAAACCUGUCACACCCAUCUAGUCCCGUCAGCUACAGUACAGUAUAACCCUGCAGCCCCUUCAUGUCCCCCUCCAGCUGGAUUUUGCUUUGCAAUGUGUCAUAUUCAAGCAUGGCUUUGGAUUUUUUCAUGUCUGUCUUUAAUACAGCACUUCUCUAAUGUAAUCAUUCCUCUUCUCCAUUCCAGCCAUGAGACGGAACUUUCAUGAAGUGGAUACAAAGUAAGAAAUGGCAUUCCAAAUCCCAGCUGUAGCUCAUAUGAGGCCUAAUUGAGUAGUUACAUUCAUACAGGCAAUUAAGUCUGUUCUGAGGAGCUGGUUGAACCAAACCAGAGCUAAAAUGACAUUUGUUAGUUGGGAUAUUCAUGUGUUUUUAGUGCUGGAUGAGUUUACAGGCAGUUGUUUACUAACAUUUUAGCCACAGAAUUGAUCACACAUUAUUUUGAUCUAGGCUCGUUAUUGACUAGUAUGAAUUUUGCAUACCUGGAAACCAUCAAAAGGCCUUGAAACAUAAUUCUGCUCCAGUGAAGUCACAACAAAGAAUGGCAGACAAAAAAUUAGAUCUGUGUGAAGCAAUUAUACAUGAGAGAAUCAGAAAUGCGGUAUUUCCAGUAUGUUUUCUCGAGGGUUUUGCCUCUUUUAGAAUGUGAUAAAUGCACCAAACUGGAGAAUUACUGCCACUACAUUGGCCAUCAUGAUGCACCCACCUUCUGAAAUUCAUGUCAGUAGGGAAGUUUGUUUAAACUGGAUUUUUAGUAUUUAUUCUACAUUUGAAGAAUAGAAAUGAUCGCAUAAUAUUGAAUCUUGACUUCAACUUUGGAAUGCAUUUUUGCCCCCUGUCCUUCACAGUGGUAAUCACUGGAUGAAUGGAUCGUUUGGAGACCAAGUGCUGAGGAAAGAUGAUUGCAGUGAGCUAUAAUACUUUCACUACACAAAUAGAAUGCAAGUAUUGUGUUAAGACUGACUUGAAAAUGUCUGAACCCAUCCUUUAAAGGGGAAAACUCGCUGACGAGAAAGAGCUGGAGUCGUGCAGAGCUUUGACAUUUUAUCGAGACUGAGUUCCAAUCCAGCUUCUUCGACCACAGAGAGAAGUGACUCUGAGGCAAAAUAAAUGAUUAUGGGCUAAACUCUCCCAACAGCGUUUUAAAAUGCACUUUAAAGAAAAAUCGUUUUGCCCUACAUUCCAGCGAGUAUGGUCACUUUAAAGCACUGGCUUUGCUAUUAAUGCUAAAUAUAUGAAUAUAAAUAUCUACCCCCUGCUUUGCCUGAUACAGAGCAAACUGGCCUUCCUCAUAAAUGUAAAUAUUGUCCCCAGUUUUGAACUUUUACCACAGAUUGAGGAGAGCUCGUAAAAAUGCUGUACUUGAAGUUAUCUCGCGGCUUUUCAGUGUCAUCCCCAGGCUGUGAUUGUGCGGCAGAAAAAAGGGGAGGAGAGGCAGUGGGUAAUGCCAGUAAAGCGGCGUGACAGAAGAGGGUUAAUACCAUCGAGCUCUGCUAAGAUUGCCCAGCCUCGUGUGGCUUUAAGGGAUUGCAGGCAGUAUUAGCAGCUGAAUAAUUAUUUUUGGUAUGUUUCGCCUUGUGUGCACACUUUCGGUGUGGCACAUAUUGCUUCAUUCACCCCCCCACCCCCCACCCCCACCCCCACCCCCCAGCACUCUUCUGUGGAGCUUUGGAAGCCUGCAGUCUUGUAUAAAACUUAUAUUUUUGAGUCCUGUGUGGGCUGAGUUCAAACUUUGUUCAAACUUGAAUGUUCUUCAUAUAUUUCAUAUACAGUCCAGUGAAGGAAAGAUUCAGUGGAGUUGCACAUUUAGCACUGUGACAGAAAAAAAAGAAAUCAGCAGAAACAUCAAAGGUGGAAAAUGAUGAGGUGAUGACACACCUUCUAUGAAGUCAAAUAGUGAUGCUUCCACUAUGUUUGUAUACAGGGUUGUCCCCAUAAUGCUAUUAAAGAGAACUCAUAUAUGAAUAUGCAUAUAUGAUGAAUAUAAAUAUAAGGCAUCUAUUUUUGGCAUUCUUUAUCAUGUGGAUAUAAGUGGUAUGAGUAGGAAAAACCUCUAGGUUGGAUCCGACGUGCAUCCUCGCUGUGCUCAACAAUGAGUCUGUGUUUGCUACUUUUUUUCAAUGAAGCUUCUCUCGUGGUUUGGUUUUCUUUUUGUAUGCUGCACUGAAAAUACAUCAUUUUCACAAGUGGUUUGGAAAACAGAAGUGUCGCCAGUCACUUCAUCAAGUGAAAUAAUAUAGUAUACAGUAGAAUAGCCGUUGCAUUAUUUGUUACGACCUCUAUGUAAUGUUAUUAUGGAAGAUGUAAUGUCCUUCUGUAAAUGUUGUUUAAUGUUGUUUUACCUGAAAUAAAAUUUAUUAAUGCUUCA
Molecule: messenger RNA, 7087 nt
Organism: Acanthochromis polyacanthus (spiny chromis)
Lineage: Eukaryota; Metazoa; Chordata; Actinopteri; Pomacentridae
Gene: cdk14
Product: cyclin-dependent kinase 14
Exons: 15
Coding region: 399-1811 (470 amino acids)
Biological process (GO): protein phosphorylation
Cellular component (GO): nucleus; cytoplasm; cytosol
Molecular function (GO): ATP binding; cyclin binding; cyclin-dependent protein serine/threonine kinase activity
Source: RefSeq, a predicted model, not a curated record